Oikopleura dioica is the source of this 2823-nucleotide messenger RNA. NCBI's taxonomy places the organism in Eukaryota, Metazoa, Chordata, Appendicularia, Copelata, Oikopleuridae. The record is from the annotation of a GenBank genome assembly.
AUGAAGCUUCUUGCGGGGCUUCUCGCCGCUAAAAGUGCUUUUGCAGAGGAAUGUUCGGCUAUGUGUGGUGGAGGUUUUUAUCAGGAAGGCGAACUGAAAAUCCUCUGCAACGGAGAGCCAUGUUCAAUCUACGAAACUCAAACAAUCGUUGCCAACAACCACUUUGACGACCUCAUUUCCUGGACAGCCAAUGGCGGCAUUACUCUCGCCACAGUUUCUCCUGGCUAUUUCUCGGAUAAUGCGAUGCAUAUUUCGGGCAGAAAUGCGAAUUGGAAGAACCCGCAGCAAACUAUCGACAAGUCCUUGUUGACGAACAGAAAUUACUCCGGCAAGUUUUUCAUCAAACUAGACUCAGAUGUAGACACAACUGUGCAAAUGAUGGCCAAAAUCACCGUCAACGGGAGUCCUAGUUACUUUCAGCUCGGAAGUGUGAGCGUCUCGACCGCUGGAAUCUGGUAUCCAGUUCCCUUCACGCUUCUCGUCCCCCAAACAACUCUUGAUACCGCUGAAAGUAUUGUGCUGUACCCGCAAGUUUCUGAUGCAAUGGUUUCAUACACGAUUGAUGAGAUGUUUAUCGUUGAAUCUGAUGAUCUUGUUUCAUACACGUCUUUGGUUACUGAUGGUGACUUUUCGACUGGACUUGGAACACUUAAAUAUGUUCAAGACGAUUCUGGAAACUCCUACGCUCGUGUAAGCGAUCGAUCAGCUGAUUACUUUGGUUUGGAGCACGAAAUCGCUGUCAACGAGCAAACAAAAAACAACGACAUUGAGGUCUCCUACAAAAUGCGCACUGAUGGGCAAUACCACAGUGCGGGUAAACUUGUUGUCACCCAUAGCACUGGCAAAUCAUACAUCGGAUGUGUCGCAUCAUGCCACCUUGCUAAUGACGAUUGGCUGACUGUUGGCGGCAGAUGUAACAUCGCAACAGACAACGAGGAUAAUAUCGAUUUGAGUACAGUGACUUCAAUCAAAUUUGCCAUCAGUGGAACUGGCUCCGAUUCUGGCUUUGUCCUGCCGAACCUGUUUAUCGACGAUGUUACAGUUAGGCUCUACGAAAGAGAUCUUUCCUGGGUCCCUGCCGCUGAUCAACGAAUUGAUUUCUUUCGAAAAGUUGGAGUCGAUUUCGAUGUUCAAACUCCUGGAGCAGCAAAAAUUGAAGUGAAAAUGACCAAGAAUCAUUUUCCUUUCGGAGCAACUUUCCAUCAGCAAAUGCCCGACGAAAUGUCUGACUACAAAAGUUGGUUUGAUAUCUUCAAUUUUGGCGUAGCGAGAAAUGCAUACAAGUGGAAGCAGCAAGAGAAAAGUCCCGGAGUUUAUGAUUGGUCGAAAUCGGACGCUAUCAAUGACAUUUUCUUUGAACAGCAAGUUCCUCUUCGAGGACAUACACUUUUCUGGUCUGUGGAUAAAAAUGUUCAGCAAUGGCUUCAUGAUGUUGCGGAAUCAGGAAACAUGACUGCUCUUCACGAUUAUACAAUGAAACGAGUCGACGAUAUUGUGUUCCGAUACCUCGGCAAUAUCACCGACUGGGACUUGUUCAAUGAAGUUCACCAUGGAGACUUUUUCCGAAGACACCUCGGCAUUGAAAUCUGGACCGAGGUUCUCGAUCGUUUGGAUGCCAUCGCUCCCAAUACCGGCCAGGUUAUGAAUGAUUAUGAGCUGACAAGAGCUGACCAUGGAUCUUGUUUCUUGGACUUGAUAAAUCCGAUAGUGGGAAGACUUGAUGCUGUUGGCCUUCAAAGUCAUUUUAAGAAGAUUCCGAAUAAACAAGUCUGGAAUCGUUUGAAUGUAAUGGCCGGAAAGAACCUUGAGAACCGCCUUCUUGUCACCGAGCUCGAUGUUGACAAUGCUGAUGUAGAAGUUCGCGCUACCGACAUUGGUGACGUCAUCAAAGUGAUGUACUCACAUCCAAACGUCGACGGCAUCAUCCUCUGGGGCUGGUUGCAAGAGAUAGUCCGUCCGUGGCAGGAGGAAGCAGAAAACAAACGAAAGGUGCUCUUUGAAGACAAUCUUGGCCAUCUUGACUGGGCAAGCCCGAUCAUUCCCAAACCAGAAGUUUGUGACGAAUACAACGUUCUCUGCAACUACCCAUUGAAUGCUAACGCCGCAGGUCUCCGCUACCUAGAACUGGUCAAGCAAGAGUUCAAUACGACCUCAGGACAUGCAAACGUUGAUGAUUUAGAUUUGGCAAGAUUAGACGAAGAAGUCAAGCUCUUCCCGGGAGAAUAUGAAAUCAAGGUUCUUGAUGGGGACGGAAAUAUCAUUGAAGAGCAUGAUAUUGAUAUUCCAUUGCCAAAAGAUGCAUGUUCAUCUCUCCAGGUCUUCGAAUUCGAAGAUUCAUCGGCUCUAGAAUCCAACUCGCUCUUUGAAUACGCUGGCUCAUUCUCCACUAAGCUCGACUCAGAUGGAUUCGUCAAGAAUGGCCUCUCUUUUACCUAUCGAACCGCAGCCUGGAACACUGUCAAGUUCAAUUUGGCGGACAUUCCUGAUGAAACAGAGACAGUUGCAUCUUUUUGGGCAAGAAUUAAUGGGGCUGAAGAGACUUCAGCUGUUCUUACUAAGGAAUCUGAUUCUGGGUGGAAUCCCUUGGCGACAUUUGAUGUCACUUCUGAUAAGACACGUUACAAAAUCAAUCAAAAAAAUCUCUCGACCUGGGUGCAGAUUAGUGCAACCUUUACGAAACAAGCUGGCGACAAUUUUGUUUACCUCGAAACACCGGGUUCUACUGUGGAUUUCUCCAUCGAUCACGUUUACGUUGGUUCCGCGAAUGAUUUCAAUGCUUGCAAAAAGCUGCAGGUUAAGAUUGGAGAAGGUAAGCAAAAGUGA